Molecule: messenger RNA, 467 nt
Organism: Cyclopterus lumpus (lumpfish)
Lineage: Eukaryota; Metazoa; Chordata; Actinopteri; Perciformes; Cyclopteridae
Gene: golt1a
Product: golgi transport 1A
Exons: 5
Coding region: 36-467 (143 amino acids)
Biological process (GO): endoplasmic reticulum to Golgi vesicle-mediated transport; retrograde transport, endosome to Golgi
Cellular component (GO): endoplasmic reticulum; membrane
Source: RefSeq, a predicted model, not a curated record
ACAGAGCGGCUGAGUGGAGCCGGAGGGACAACGGGAUGACCAUGACGACCAUCACAGAGUUCCAGAAGAUUGGUGUUGGUCUGAUGGGGUUCGGGUUGUUUUUCCUGCUCUUUGGUGUGCUGCUGUAUUUUGACUCUGUCCUGCUGGCCUUCGGGAAUAUUCUGCUUCUGGCUGGUUUGACGUUCAUCAUCGGACUCCGGAGGACAGCCUCCUUCUUCUUCCAAAGACAAAAGUUUCGGGGUUCUUCCUUCUUCCUGGGAGGCGUGUCUCUGGUGCUGUGUCGUUGGCCCGUCAUUGGAAUGCUGCUGGAGGGUUAUGGCUUUGUGCUUUUAUUCAGGUCUUUCUUCCCCAUGGCCGUGAUGUUUGUGCUGUCGUCUGUGAACAUCCCUUUCCUCACUGCAGUAGUUAAUUUAAAGGUUUCGGGCAGUGGACUUUAUGUUAAUAAACAAGGGCCCAGGGGCACUUAA